AUGCAGCUUAUUCGCAAUCCUGACAAAAUGGCCAAUUUACAGAAGGAGCUCGACGAAGUGGUGGGAAGGGAUCGCCCUAUGACUGAGGCAGAUAUUCCCAAACUAUCAUAUCUUGAGGCUGUAAUCGAAGAAACUCUCCGUCUUCAUCCGACGAUACCACUUCUGGUCCCGAGAAUGAACGAGGAGCAGACCACCCAAGGGGGCUACGAUAUUCCGAAGCACAGCUCCUUGUUCGUGAACGUCUGGGCCUUCAGUCGAGACCCAAAGCUGUGGGACGAAACCGAGACUUUCAUGCACGAGCGAUUCCUCAAUGUUCCGAUUCUCUCGGAGACCAAGGAAGGGGAGAAGGACCAUCCUCUCGGAGACCAAGGAAACGCACCAGAGACGAAAGAAAUUCCACAAUCCAGAUACUAA
Marchantia polymorpha subsp. ruderalis is the source of this 414-nucleotide messenger RNA. The record is from the annotation of a GenBank genome assembly. Lineage: Eukaryota; Viridiplantae; Streptophyta; Marchantiopsida; Marchantiales; Marchantiaceae.